AUGCCAGGAGGUGGGAUUGUUGCCGUCACCGGCACGACUGAUGUUAACCGUGUUGAGGCUCCCGUUACUGUUCGGGCUUACCUGAUUGUCGCAUUCGCUGCGUUUGGUGGAAUCUUUUUUGGAUAUGAUACAGGUUGGAUGGGCGGUGUCCUCAAUAUGGAUUACUUCAUCCAGCAAUACACUGGAGCCGAGUAUCCAGACGUCAAAUACCCUGGUCUUGCAUCGACGGACCAAACGAUCAAGGAUUAUCGCAACUCAACCUUUGUCGUCGCUCCAUGGCAACAAUCUCUUGUAACAUCUAUCCUUUCUGCUGGUACCUUUUUUGGUGCUAUCAUGGCUGGUGACAUCGCUGACUUUAUCGGACGUCGUAUGACUAUCAUCAUGGGCUGCGGAAUCUUUGUUGUUGGUGGCAUCCUCGAGACUGCCUCCACUGGUCUUGGUGUCAUGGUUGCUGGGCGACUCAUUGCUGGUUUCGGUGUGGGUUUCAUCUCAUCCAUCGUCAUCUUGUACAUGUCCGAGAUUGCACCCAAGAAGGUCCGUGGUGCCGUAGUUGCCGGCUACCAAUUCUGCAUUACCAUCGGUAUUCUACUCGCAAACUGCGUGGUGUACGCCACUCAGAACAGACGCGACACUGGUUCCUACCGUAUUCCGAUUGCUGUCCAGUUUCUUUGGGCUAUCAUCCUCGCCGUUGGUCUCGCCCUCCUACCAGAGUCCCCUCGUUAUUGGGUCAAGAAGGGCAAGCUCGACAAGGCCGCCUCUGCCCUUGGCCGUGUCCGUGGCCAACCUCUUGACUCUGAAUAUAUCCAGGAUGAACUCGCUGAGAUCAUUGCCAACCACGAAUACGAGAUGUCCGUAGUCCCUCAGCACAGCUAUAUCGGUUCGUGGAUGGCCUGCUUCAAGGGCAAGCUCUCCUCGCCCUCAUCCAACGCCCGCCGUACUACACUUGGUAUCUUUAUGCAGGCUAUGCAGCAGCUGACUGGUAUCAACUUCAUCUUCUACUUCGGACCUGUUUUCUUCCAGCAGCUCGGCUCAAUCAGCAAUCCUUUCCUCAUCUCCCUUGUUACGACCCUUGUCAACGUGCUGUCCACGCCUGCCUCGUUCAUCAUGGUUGAGAAGAUUGGAAGACGUCCGCUACUUGUCUUUGGAGCCGCUGGUAUGGUCAUCAUGCAAUUUAUCGUUGGAGCUAUCGGAGCAACCGCUGGCAAGAACACUGCCGAUCACCCGGCCAAUCCAAACGCCACCCGUGCCAUGAUUGCAUUUAUUUGCCUGAACAUCGCUGUCUUCGCCACCACCUGGGGACCUUGCGCCUGGAUUGUCAUUGGCGAAAUCUUCCCUCUGACCAUCCGAUCUCGCGGUGUCGGACUCUCCACGGCUAGCAACUGGUUCUGGAACUGCAUCAUCGGUAUCAUCACUCCCUACCUCGUUGCCGACCGUGACGACUCUGCUCGUCUUGGAUCCAACGUCUUCUUCCUGUGGGGCUCGCUCUGCUGCGUUUCUUUCCUAUUCGCCUUUUUCUUCGUUCCCGAAACCAAGGGUCUCACCCUUGAGCAAGUCGACAAGAUGUUGGAGGAGAGUACUCCCCGCACCUCCCGCAAGUGGAAGCCCCACAGCACCUUCGCUGGCGAAAUGCAUCUUGCUGAGAAGCACAUCGAGAUCCCUCUUGAGAACAUUGCUGCUAAGCACGAAACCUCUACCGUCUAA
This is a messenger RNA of Alternaria atra, 1701 nucleotides long. RefSeq lists its product as uncharacterized. Gene Ontology annotation, molecular function: carbohydrate:proton symporter activity. Gene Ontology annotation, cellular component: membrane. Gene Ontology annotation, biological process: carbohydrate transport; transmembrane transport. The record is from RefSeq and is a predicted model, not a curated record. Bases 1 to 1701 code for a protein of 566 amino acids. NCBI's taxonomy places the organism in Eukaryota, Fungi, Ascomycota, Dothideomycetes, Pleosporales, Pleosporaceae. The transcript has 4 exons.